Molecule: messenger RNA, 1615 nt
Organism: Suillus clintonianus
Lineage: Eukaryota; Fungi; Basidiomycota; Agaricomycetes; Boletales; Suillaceae
Exons: 6
Coding region: 116-1279 (387 amino acids)
Molecular function (GO): oxidoreductase activity, acting on the CH-OH group of donors, NAD or NADP as acceptor
Source: RefSeq, a predicted model, not a curated record
CAUGUGGAAAUAGCCGAGCAGAACCUUCGUGUUCUCCUCAACCAUCGUUUAUCUGUCGCGCAAACCUCGACCGCACUUUACAUUUGUCUCCUCCAUUUCUGCGCCAUCCUUGACGAUGAGCAAAAAGGGCAAUAAAACGCAGCAACCAGAGACUAGCUAUGCAGAACGUGAUAUCGUGCUAGCCAAAGUACGCGGCUUUCCGCCGUGGCCAGGCAUGGUAUUGAACCCUGACACGGUCCCCUCCGCUGUGUCCAAGGAGCGCCCAGCAGGCAAAAAAACUACGUUCCACUGUGUCAGGUUCUUCCCUGCAGGCGACUAUGCUUGGCUUGUGUCCAAAGACAUAUCCAAAUUGAAGCAACAUGAGAUCGAAGCAUACAUCAACGAACCCCACAAGAAAUCUGGCGACCUUCUAACAGGCUAUCGGAUUGCACUGGACCCCUCGAAAUGGGAAAAGGAACGUGAAAAUGCAGACCUGGCAGCGGUAGAGCAGGAGGAUAAUGCUCCAGUUGAUCAGCUUGACAGUGACAAUGAGGAAGAUGGGGCAAAAAAACCGGCCAAACCCAAGAAGCGAAAGCGAGAUUCUGAGGCGCCUCCUCCCAAGCCUAAGGCCAAACCCAAGGCCAAAGGCGAGAAAAAGGCUCCCUCAUCUAGAGGGAAGAAGAAUGGCACCAAAUCGAAAGAAAUGGUUGAGUCAGAGGACGAUGGCGAGCCAGAAGCCGAGGCUGAAGAGGAUGAGGAGGCAGGAUCGAGUGCUAAGGCGGCGCCUCCCCCAUCUAAGAAGCCCAAGCGGGAAAAGGAGGAUGAUGUCGAUCCUGCCUUGGAAGGGGAUAACGAAGCUAAGAAAGUCCGAGAAUGGAGACAUAAAUUGCAGAAGGCGCUUCUGGGGAGCAAAGGGUUACCUGCUGCUGAAGACAUGCCUGCUCUUGAUCAACUUUUUUCAACUAUUGAGAACUACGACCAUCCCAAUCUCAUACAAUACCUUUCAUUUUCCAAAAUCGGUAAGGUCAUGCGUCACAUUGCUGCUUUAUCCACGGAUAAGGUUCCCCGCGACGACGAAUUCAAGUUCCGGGUACGAGCGAAGUCUAUGGUCGACAAAUGGCACGCUAUUCUUGGCGCUAGCAAGGGAAAUGAGAAUGUGGUUGAAGGCGCUGUCAACGGUGCACCGGCAGAUGCUAAUGCUGCAGAAAAGAAAGCCGAUAUUACGCAGACGUCUCCGGUGGAGAACGGCCCUUCCGCGGCGGACACAUCGUUGGGUGAUGUUACGAUGACAGAAGCAUGAAACACUCAUAGGCCUCCUCGAUGCAUUCAAGCGUUGUCCUUGUCCUUUCAUAUUUUCUUUCGAACGUGGCUUGUCCCCUCACGAUCGAGGCUACGACGUCAACUGUAUCACUCGCACGCUCAUCGUUGAAGCUAUUUUACAUUUUCACUUGACACAUUAUUUCUUCGUGACAACAUAUGCGGUACAUAUGUUCCAAUGCUAUGCUACGUCGUCCUUAUGCUCUAUGUCGCGGGUUUAGUUCGAACGUACGUGGCGUGAGCUGAUUUUGUGCAGUAAACCGCGAUGGAGCAUCUGCUGAACUUCCACGAUUAUCUACAUGUCAAUGCAAUAGCAGGG